This is a messenger RNA of Mytilus californianus (California mussel), 316 nucleotides long. RefSeq names its product serine protease inhibitor Cvsi-2-like. The transcript has 3 exons. The record is from RefSeq and is a predicted model, not a curated record. The coding region runs from base 22 to 294 and encodes 90 amino acids. NCBI's taxonomy places the organism in Eukaryota, Metazoa, Mollusca, Bivalvia, Mytilida, Mytilidae.
UUUCCACAGAUUAGUAACAACAUGAAGGUUGCAAUUAUACUCGCUUGUCUUGUUGCCUCUAUCUAUGCUGAGACCUGUUCAAAUGAUUCUGAUUGCACAGACACAAAGUGCACAUCAGGACAUGCAUCAAAAUGUCUUCAAUUAGUCUUUGGAAGACACGAGUGUGUGUGCAGUGACGGCGAAGCUGGAAAUGCAUGCACAGGCGCAAGCGAUUGCUCUAGUACUAAAUGCAGAAUCGGAAAUGCUCACUGUGUUGAUGCCCAUUGUCGUUGUUAUGGAGGAAUUGGCAAAUAAACAAUAAACUAUGUUCUUUUAA